GAAAGUCGAAACCAUGAAUGACAAAUAUGACACAAAAGGGUCACUUUUAAUCAUUUAUUUCUGAAGCAUAUAACCAUUCAACAACCACAACACCACUAGAAAAUCUCAUUUUCUUCCCAUCCAAACACAAAAAAGCGUAGAACUUUGGUUUCCCGAUUCCCAAAUCCAACCAAACCCCAUGUCUCCGAUUGUAUUUCUCUCAGCGAUUCUCAUCUUUUUCACCUCAGCGACGACGUCGUUUGCCUCUGCCGAUGAUCACAACAUCCUCUCAGCAUACCAAGUGCUCCAGCAAUACGGCUUUCCUCAAGGCCUUCUUCCCAAAGGAGUAACUGGGUACGAGCUGAACAGAGACACAGGAGAGUUCUCUGCCCACUGGAAUGGAACUUGUAAAUUCAACCUUGAAGGUUCGUAUAGUCUCGAGUACAAGUCCACCUUAAGUGGAGUCAUAUCAAAAGAAAGGCUCAAGAAUCUAAAGGGUGUGAGCGUUAAGGUUCUGUUCUUUUGGCUCAACAUUGUGGAAGUGGUUCGUGAUGGUGAUGAGCUUCAAUUCUCGGUAGGAAUCGCUUCGGCCAACUUUCCAAUUGACAACUUUGAGGAGUCUCCCCAGUGUGGUUGUGGAUUGAACUGUAACUCAGUUGAGGUUAUGUGAUGGGUAAGACUAAGGUCCAACGAAGAUUUUAUAUUAUGGGUAGAGAAUUAUAUGAUAAUGUAUUCAAUAGUCACCACGGGUUAAACUUAGGACUUAUUAGGGCCUUGAUUUUUAGGUGUACAAAAGGGCAUUCAAAAACAGAGGACAAGAUUACUAUGGUUGUUGUUAACUUCUUAUUAUUACUUAAUAGUUAAUUGCAUGCUCUAUUUAUAUUUU
This is a messenger RNA of Humulus lupulus (European hop), 865 nucleotides long. RefSeq lists its product as uncharacterized. Bases 179 to 649 code for a protein of 156 amino acids. NCBI's taxonomy places the organism in Eukaryota, Viridiplantae, Streptophyta, Magnoliopsida, Rosales, Cannabaceae. The record is from RefSeq and is a predicted model, not a curated record. The transcript has a single exon.